GAGCAUAUACUCAGCUUGCUCGCUCAACAGAGACAGACAGUGUGGAAAUCGCAGUGGUUUAAAUUUGGAAGAUUAGAGUAACCGGUUUAAAGCCUUUUUUGUUUGUUUUUUUAGGUCUUGUAAAGCAGUUUUUAUUUGCUUAGUUCUCUUACUGUUGCCCAAAGCCAACGCAGAGAAGAUGGCUUUCGCACGUCGAAUCGCUAACACCAGAGAGGUUGAUAAUGCUCUCCUUACCAAGGCCAAGGCUCCCAUGGGAACUAGGAGGCCUGCGCUGGAAGAGAUUUCGAGUAACAAGUUUGCAACAAAGGCACCACUCAUCAAGAAAACCGAGCGCUUCCAAGCUCCUGCAGUAAAACCAACCAGGCCAGCAGGAACCAAGCCACCUGCUAAUGUUGCACCUCGGAAACAACCUGCUGCAGUAGAGAGAGUUGUUCCAGUUUCUCCACCCCCAAUGGAUGUCUCCAUGAAGGAGGAGGAACUGUGCCAGGCUUUCUCUGAUGCCAUGUUGGAUGUAGAUGACAUAGAUGCUGAUGAUGCAGAAAACCCCCAGCUCUGUUCAGCAUAUGUAAAGGAUAUCUAUCGGUACUUAAGGCAAAUUGAGGUGCAGCAGUCUAUCCGUGCCAGGUAUCUUGAAGGUCAGGAAAUUAAUGAACGUAUGCGUACCAUCUUGGUUGACUGGCUGAUUCAGGUCCACUCAAGAUUCCAGCUGCUGCAGGAAACUCUCUACAUGACUAUUGCUGUACUUGACAGGUUCUUACAGGUCCAGCCCGUUUCUCGCAAGAAGCUUCAGUUGGUUGGUGUGACGGCCAUGUUGGUUGCUUCCAAGUAUGAAGAGAUGUAUGCUCCUGAGAUAGGCGACUUUGUCUACAUCACAGAUAAUGCUUUCUCCAAAUCUCAAAUCCGUGAAAUGGAAAUGCUCAUUCUGAAGGAGCUGAACUUUGAGUUGGGACGACCACUUCCUCUGCACUUUCUCAGGAGGGCUUCGAAGGCUGGCUGUGCUGAUGCUGAGAAACAUACUCUAGCAAAAUACUUGAUGGAGCUAACCCUGGUGGACUAUGACUUGCUGCACCGACACCCUUCUGAGAUAGCAGCUGCUGCCCUUUGCCUAUCGCAGAAUCUCUUGGAUGGAAGCAAAUGGUCCAUGGCCCAGCAGUGCUACACUGGCUAUUCGGAAGAGGAUUUAAAGUCCAUAAUGCAGCAUAUGGCUAAAAAUGUGGUGAAAGUUAAUGAAGGCUUGACAAAGCAUACAGCUAUCAAGAACAAAUACGCAAGUAGCAAAUUGAUGAGAAUCAGUGCAAUUUCACAACUGAAAUCCCCUGCCCUCAAGGCACUUGCUGCACCACUACUUGGUAACAUCUGUUAGGAUACUCUGUAAAAUGAACUACUGUUUGCACUUUGUCAACCCAAAAGCCUGAAUGGGCGAUGCUGCUUUGUAAAUUUUGUUUUUUAUGUAUUUUAAUUCAGGUCUUGGAUUGUGUUAAGUUUGUUUGUACAAAAAUAAAGUUAACUUUUUAAAAAG
Molecule: messenger RNA, 1519 nt
Organism: Acipenser ruthenus (sterlet)
Lineage: Eukaryota; Metazoa; Chordata; Actinopteri; Acipenseriformes; Acipenseridae
Product: G2/mitotic-specific cyclin-B2
Exons: 9
Coding region: 179-1363 (394 amino acids)
Biological process (GO): mitotic cell cycle phase transition; regulation of cyclin-dependent protein serine/threonine kinase activity
Cellular component (GO): nucleus; cytoplasm; cyclin-dependent protein kinase holoenzyme complex
Molecular function (GO): cyclin-dependent protein serine/threonine kinase regulator activity
Source: RefSeq, a predicted model, not a curated record